Molecule: messenger RNA, 1271 nt
Organism: Fragaria vesca subsp. vesca
Lineage: Eukaryota; Viridiplantae; Streptophyta; Magnoliopsida; Rosales; Rosaceae
Product: ankyrin repeat-containing protein At2g01680-like
Exons: 3
Coding region: 30-1151 (373 amino acids)
Source: RefSeq, a predicted model, not a curated record
GUACAGGUUGGAUUUGGAAUGUUCCAGCCAUGUUUCAAGGAUCAAUAAUGGAGAAUUUCUGCAAGAUUUUUGGGAUCAGUCGUAUCUAUGAAAUGAAAGUGAACCAUUUCCGUGUCCAUGAAAUCUUAGUUUGCAUGUGUAAAGUAUUAACGAGAGAAAAGAAGAAAGAACUGUGGGAGGAUAAUAAGCAAGCUGAAUUCGUGGAAGCAGCUAUGUUCCAAGCAGCAGAAAGAGGGCUUGUUGAGUUUCUUACUGAAAUAUUAAAAGUAAAUCCAUAUUUGGCACAAAUCAAAAAUAAAAAGGGCCAAAACCUAUUUCAAGUUGCAGUCGAGUGUCGUCAAGCAGAAGUUUUUAAUCUUAUACAUGGGUUUAACCAAGACAACAGAAAAGCUUGUAUGAGUAUGAAAGAUGGUGAUGAUAACAAUAUGCUACAUAUGAUGGGAAUUUCAUCGCCAUCUUCACAAACCAAUCGUAUCCGUGGUGCGGCUUUGCAAAUGCAAAAUGAGUUACAAUGGUUCAAGGAGUUGGAGCGCAUGGCUAGUCCGGAGGAUCUUGAAGCCGAAAACGAUACUCUUGAUAUGACACCGCGUGAAUUUUUCUCCAAGAACCAUACAGAAUUGGUGAAAGAAGGAGAAAAGUCGAUGAAAGACACAGCAACAUCUUGUACAGUUGUAGGUGCUCUCAUUGUUACCAUGAUGUUUGCUGUUGCAUUCACACUUCCUACUCCUCUGAAAGAUAAUAGUACUCCGCCACUCCUAUAUAGAAGGGCAUUCAGGGUUUUUAUAAUUGCAGACGCAAUAUCACUCUUUACUUCCACUACUUCAGUCGUGCUAUUUCUGGGAAUCCUCACUUCACGUUAUGCAGAAGAUGAUUUCCUCAGUUCUUUGCCUCGAAAAAUGAUAUUGGGACUUCUGACCCUUUUUCUCUCUGUUGCCGCCAUGGUAAUUGUUUUCGCCUCUGCCCUUUUUAUUAUCCUGCCAUCAGACACAUGGAUCGCUCUUCCUACAACUCUACUUGCUGGUAUUCCAAUUGCCUCAUUUAUAUGGAUGCAAUUUCCCUUUCUUGUGGAGAUCUUUUAUUCAACUUAUAUAAGAAGAUUAUUCGACAAGAAAGUGCAUGUGAAAUUAAACGUUGGCAAAUUAGUGCGUUAGAGUCUGAUGUUAUUUGAUACGUUUAGCUUUGGAUUUGCCAUUUUGAAGAAGCUUGUAAGAAAAAAAAGACGUUGUGCUUGUUUGAUGUUGUAAUAAAAUCCCAACUCCAAGUUGUGUUUG